GAUCUUCACGCAGUCUUACCUGGUGGAACAGACCACGCCAGCUUUCCUUGUGCUGUCUGACUCGAUCUCCAUGGUCUCGGACAUUGUGUUCGAAGACCUGGAUCUUGACUUCAGUGACCUGGGCUCCAACAUUACGUGGAUGGAGCCAGGCGUCUACCAGCAGGUCACGGAGUACUACGUCUACCUGGCAGAUGGUUCGAUGCCCUUGAAAAGCUUGGGCGAUAAUGGUCACCUUCCGUGGUCAGGACGUUCACAGCUUGGCGUGGUUCCGGUGGGUACCGACCUGCUGUUCGUGCCUCCCGACACACCCCGGAAUGGCUACAGCCACGUUGUGAUCUAUGCGUCUUCUGCUUUGGUCGAGCAAACCACGCCGCAGUAUCACGUAAUCCACGAUGCGAAUGCCAGCGUCUCGAAUGUUGACUUUGUUGGCAAAGAUCUGGAUUUGGAGGACCUUGGCGGCGUGGUGAGUUGGACUGCACCUGGCUCCGAUUGGGAUCGAGUGUUGGCCUAUGUGGUUUAUCUGUCCCUCGACGACAUCGGGACGAAUCGGUCGCAGAUCGAGCAGGACGUUCCGUUCGGGACAAACAUGCUCCUGACACCUGCAGAAACGCCUCGCAAUGCCUAUACGCGCUUCGUGGUGUAUACCAAGUCAGUUCUCGCGGAGCAGACCACUCCAACUGCGCACAGCCUUUUCGACACUAGCGCUCUGCCUCAAAAUCUGGAUUUCCUAGACAUCGAUGUGGACCGCGGGGAACUCGCUGGCAACCUCACUUGGGAUCCGCCAACCGACGAGUUCCAUGUUAUCCGGUACAACGUCUAUUUGUCUGAGAAUGCUUAUGGUCACGGCCGCCAAUACUUGGGAAACGUUUCUGUGGGCAUCUACGAGUUCUUCAUCCCGUUGGACACACCGUUGCACAAUCACACACAUCUUUUGGUGUAUUCGGAGUCAACACUCGCCGAGAUGACGACUCCAGCUGCCCUCGAACUUAUAGAUUCAAUUGCAAUUGUGGAGAACAUCACGCUCUUCGAUCGGGAUCUUGACGAAUUCGAGGUCGGCGGGGAGAUCACCUGGGACCCUCCUCCGGACGAACGGAUCGUGGAUGUGUAUCGUGUCUUCUUCCAGAGCGACAGAGCUGGAACGGUAAAAUUCCAGCUGGACAGCGACAAGCCCCGAGAUUCGGGCAUUGCGCUGUGA
Messenger RNA from Symbiodinium sp. CCMP2456, 1195 nucleotides. NCBI's taxonomy places the organism in Eukaryota, Dinophyceae, Suessiales, Symbiodiniaceae. The record is from the annotation of a GenBank genome assembly.